Molecule: messenger RNA, 804 nt
Organism: Thamnophis elegans (Western terrestrial garter snake)
Lineage: Eukaryota; Metazoa; Chordata; Lepidosauria; Squamata; Natricidae
Product: proteasome assembly chaperone 4-like
Exons: 3
Coding region: 19-465 (148 amino acids)
Biological process (GO): proteasome assembly
Source: RefSeq, a predicted model, not a curated record
UGGCCAGCAGCGGCGGCGAUGGAGGAAGCGCAAGAGCCGGGAAGAGGAGACGAUGAUGCUCCCGCCCCGCCGGCAGCCGAGGAAGCCGGGAUCUCGCUGCACAAUUUCUGCGGGCGCUUAGCGGAGCAGGUCGUGCAUUUCCACGCCAUGCGCCUGCGGGACUCGCUCUUCCUUUGGGUCGGGGACGGCCCGGAGCUCAGCAACCUGGCCGUGGCCAUGUGCAACCCCCGCGAUUCCAUUCCGGCAUCAACCUUACUUUUUGGCAAUGCUUCUGACAAUACCUCCAAUUCUUUAGCUCAAAGACUAGGGAUGAGGAACUAUGGUCUUUUGUGGACUUCAACUCCCAGAAUUCCUGGGCCAGCUGUCAGACCGGGAACCCAUCUUUUUACCUUUGGGAUUUCACGCCUGCCACAUUUUCUACUGCGGGAAACUGAGAGAGAGGAUUAUAGUGUGGGUGAUAUGUAGCCAUAAUAACAUUCUUUCUCUGAAAAUCAAGGCCAUUUUGUCCUGCAGCUGCUAAUGAGGUGACUGGGAGGCAUCUCCAGUUUUAGAUGGCACCUGAUUGGAUCAUAUGAUGGACAUGUGGGUUCUGGGCAGGGACUUGAAGUUUCACUUGGGUGGGGAAAAACUGGAAGCUUUCAGAUUCGGGUUUCCCCGGAUGUGCCAAUAUGACAUCUCUAAUAAAAUGGAACUUUGGGGAAACUCGGGCCAUGGAGUCUUCUGUCGUUGGGGGUGUUUUUUGGAACUCUUGACACCAACUAUGCUGGCUCAAGAAUUCUGACAGUUGAAGUCCACAGGUGCUAA